Molecule: messenger RNA, 3795 nt
Organism: Varroa destructor (honeybee mite)
Lineage: Eukaryota; Metazoa; Arthropoda; Arachnida; Mesostigmata; Varroidae
Biological process (GO): regulation of DNA-templated transcription
Cellular component (GO): nucleus
Source: RefSeq, a predicted model, not a curated record
GUAUCACGCGGUGUGUGCUCGUAUUUUGAAAAUGGAGGCUGAGCCCGAGACGGAAUUCACGUACGAGAUAGCCGAGGAUGUCGGCGAUGGCCAAGCAGUCGAGCUCACGGACGGAGGCGCUGGCGGUGCUGGAGAGGACGAAGGCGAAUACAUUGAAGUGCAAGCGGAUGAACACGGUAAUCUGAUUCGAGAUGAGGAUGGUAACCUGAUUCAGUAUGUGCCCAUCGACAGCGGAAAUGACACAACCAGUCAUCAUGAAGAUCCAACACAACAUCAUGAGGUUCACGAGGUGCAUGAGGUGGACGAAACAGAGGACCAUAGUGACCACACAGUACAUGCGGUUGGCCCAGGCCAACGGGUACAGCAGAUCGUCGACGAGAACGGACAGGUACACCAUGUGCUUGUGCAGGAUGACGUUGACCCUGACACAGAAGGUACCGGUCUCGUUGAAGCUACAGGUGCGGUUAUGGAGGGCGCUGAGGAUGAAGAGGCAAUAGUGGUCGAAGGCGAUGGAGGAGUCGUUGAGGGCGAAGAACUCGACGGGCAACUAAUAGAGGGUGAGGAUGGACAGGUUGUACUCAUGGAACACAGUGACGGAGCCGUUCUUCUUCAACAACAUGAAGAUGCAGACGCCGAAGUGGAGGAGGUGGACGCUACUGUCGGAGGAAUAACCAGGACGGCGUCACAUACUGGUCCACAAAUGGUAUACGUUGUACAGACGGGGGGAGCAGUAGGACAGUCGGGUGAACAGAUCCACCAUAUUCAAGCUCGGCAACCUCCUCAACAAGUUCAGCAUCAUCACCAUAUUCAGCAAGUGCAGGUACAGCCGCAGCAGGUUCAAGUUUCUCAAGGAUCUGUCAGUCUCGGACAGCAGUCAUCAAAGUCAAAGAUUGUUUGGAUUACGAAGCCUGGCGGACAGGGUAACCAGCAGUUAGUCACUAGCCAGGCCGCUCCAGCUGUGCAGGCAACGCAUACCGUUCAAGCUACACAGCCUCCGCGGCUGAUCCAGAUCGGCGGUCAAACGUUGCUUGUCCAGUCACCCUCUUCGUACGCGACUACGACAACACCCGCUAAUAAUCAGGAUACCGUCAACGCAAUACAGACACAGCAACAAAAGGUUGUCCUUCGAGCACCUCCACAACAACAGCACCAAAUGCAACAGACUCAACAACAGAUCCACCACCAUAUCGGCACUCAACAGAAGCAACAGGUUAUUUACAUGAAACCAACGAUCGGACCCGACGGCAAAACUCAGCUUAUGGAGGUAUUCCAGAAUCCGCCUCAACAGACAACGCUGCCAAGUCCGCAAACGACAACAGUGCAGGUAACCCGCUCACCCCAAAAGAUAGCUCCUCGUGUGACGACCACCUUACAGCAGCAAAUAUAUAAACCUCAGACGACGCAGGUUAUAUCGCCGCACCAACAGUUGGUCACAGUACAACAAGCUGCUGUCGGAACAGCGACUCCACAGUUUGUCGUCGUAAAGAGUUCAGCCCAGGGACAACACACGUUUGCUUUACAAGCCCAGCAGCAAGCGGCCCACGAUUCCGAUUACGAAUAUGAAAGGCCAUUGGCCCAUGCAUCGACGAAGAAGCCAUGUAAUUGUACAAAAAGUCAAUGCCUAAAACUUUAUUGCGACUGUUUUGCGAAUGGAGAAUUUUGUCAAAAUUGUAACUGUGUUCAGUGCUACAACAAUCUCAUGCACGAAGAGGAGCGCUCAUUGGCAGUUAAACUUUGCCUCGAAAGGAAUCCCAAUGCUUUUCAUCCCAAAAUCGGCAAAUAUAAGCCGGGUGAUAAGGAACGACGUCAUACAAAGGGAUGCAACUGCAAACGAUCAGGGUGUUUGAAAAAUUACUGCGAAUGUUACGAGGCACGAAUUCUCUGUUCUGCAGUGUGUCGAUGUGUGGGUUGCCACAAUAUCGAAGCGAAUAUGGACGCAGAAACACUGCUAACAAUCAAACAGGAUCUCAAGUACCCACAGCCUAAGUCAAAGCUAGAUGACCUCUUGAAGAGCUUAGCAGGUGUAGGGGAACCAGAAAAGCUACCAACAGCUCGAUCUCCACCACCACCGCCUGAGCUCCAUAUUUCGGCUGAGCUAGUGGAUGCUACAUGCGAAUGUCUAGUUGCUCGGGCGGCUGAGGUCUGUAAGCAGGAGGAUGCGGAAAAGGCGAUCCUUCAAGAAUUCGGGCAUUGCCUUGCCGCUAUUGUUGAUGCAGCCAGCGUACGUGCCACAACCCAACGAAAACAACACGGAACAGCAUCAAAAUAGAGCCAAGUGAAGCCACGGCAACCAUUUGAAGUUCCGAUUACUCCAAAUAUGAUAGGUAUCAUAUUUAAGCUAUCUAGAAAAACGAUACCAUUCCUGAUAACUAUUAUACUGUCAAGGAAGAAGAUGGCAGUUAUCAUAUCAAAAAAAAUUUUCGCGUGACAACAAUGCACAAAAGUAGCUGUUACCGACCUUCGACGAAACAUGUAGAUAAUUGUUUGAAAGAACUACCUUUUUUCUCAUCAAAAUUUGUUUUUUAAUGAUCAACGUUUGCAACGUAAAAAAUAGGAAAUCAUUGUAAUUAUAAAGUACGUAUAAUGAGAGAAAAAUUUUUGUUGAGCGUUGGCAUAUGCUUAUACAGCCAGCUAGCAACAACAUCGCCUUCAUUAUUCGCCGGCAUUCCUUGGACCGAUUUGGUUCUCGAUUCCCUAACGGAAUGAUUGACGAAAAGAUGGCAAUGCUCUGCGAAAGGAGAGCAGAGUAGCAUUCUGUAAAGGGGGUACGUUGAAGGCAAAGGCAAGAAUUUAACGAAUAAUUGUAGUCAGAUUGUGUUAGUUGGAGAAGUUACAUGGAGUGAAUGGAGUAUAUAAUGGAAUAUAUAUAUAUAUAUAUAUAGCAAGAAUAAACGGCCUCGUUGUGGCACACGUCGUGUUGGCAUGGAAAACAUAUAAAUCACACGUGAGGUAGCCAUAUGACAAGAUGAUCACGUGGCGCUUAGGUAGACAACAAGAAAUGUUUUUGUGACUGGAUGUGUAUUUAUUCGUUAUCGAUACAUAUAUAAAGAUAUAUACCAAAUGUGUGAGGUAAUGCCUUUUUUCCUAUUGUAUAGAAUGCGCUGUAAUGUAUGAGAAUUACCUCUCCUUAUUCACACAUAUAAACAUGUAAAAUACAAGUAGAAACAAAUGGCUAAGGCAUUGAGAAUGAGAACAAUUUUAGUCACCUAACCCCUUCAUGAAUCUGUAGUGUUCUAUGAAAUACGCAGAAAAAAUGAUAAACAUAAUUACUAAUGCUAAAAACACUGCUGUAAUUGUCGCUACUUUUAGUUUUUUUAGAUUAAUUUACACGAAUAUGACCAAAUGUAAGUCGUUUUGCGCCAUUCGUGGCCUAUUUAACGCCUAAAGCCAGCUGUACAAACUAUCGUCAAGUCAACGAUAAGAGAACAAAAAGACAUCGGCCAGUGACAGACCUUUGUUUACAGCAAAUCCUUGUAAAUCUAUAGAAGAAAGGCGAUAAAAAAAUUAAACAUGACAAUAUCGAAACAGCGUCCGAUCGCGGUUUGUCGUCAGCUUAUCCUUUACGCCAUGGGCCUAGUUAAAGAUUUGCUACUUUUCAAAAGGCUAACUGGAAGAGAAGUGUAUACGGUUUGGGACAGGGUUUGCAAGCGUGAAUAUAUAAAGCUGCAGCGACUAAUAUCUUGCGCCGAUUAUAACAAUUUGUCACCGCAGCAACAAGGAAAACUGUACAUAUAGCGAAAUUAUAUUGAUUGCUGUUACAACUGUAAUAAUAAUUAUAACAGUGAAUAAAAGUAA